Molecule: messenger RNA, 1472 nt
Organism: Onthophagus taurus
Lineage: Eukaryota; Metazoa; Arthropoda; Insecta; Coleoptera; Scarabaeidae
Source: RefSeq, a predicted model, not a curated record
CCUCAAUUUAUUGACGAUGUAGGUAAGUGAAAUCGUGCCUAGAUAUAGAGGUUCUUGUCGUAAUGCGGUUGACUCUAAAAAGUAAGGUGUGCAUACCAUAAGUGAAAACGAAAUUGUUUGUUGCUUCAGCGAAGAGAGUAAAAGUAAUCAGUUAUCCAAAAGACGCAACGUUUAAAACACAUAUUUGAAAUGCAAGAAAAAUGUUACCAACCAGAAUCAUAACCAGCCGCAAUCUUUUGCAUUUUCUACUUUUACCGAUCGGACGUCAACCUUGGAUUUUCUAUCUGAAAAUCUCUUAUAAAAGUAGAGUGUGCAUUUCAUGCCGUUAAUUCCUUUGGUGUUUAUAUUUUGUAUUCAAAGUGAAUAGUUGCGUGGUAAAAUGUAGAUUAAUUUUGUGUUUUUAAAUUAAGUUUUUUUUUCAUUCGUUGGUUAUUUUCGAUUCGAAACGAUGAAAGUGAUAAUCAUGGCUUUUUUGUUCAUGACGGUUCUGUGCGAUGAAAAACCUGGUUUAUUCGGAUCAGCACCGCUUUUAAUGAAUCUCAUAAGAAGGGUUACUUCAUCAACUAUAGGUGUUGUUCGUACAGGUUUAAACGUAUUCGAUACAACAUUAACAACAGUCGUAAAUGGCGCAAUGACCGUCACAGACAGGAUACGAAAAUUACUAGAAGAAUUCCGGAAAUACAUGGUUACCGGUAUUCCGGAGUUGGGGUUACCAAUUCUUGAUCCGCUCACCAUUCGCAAGAUUGACAUUAACAUCACGCAUAAAGAAUUGUCUUUGCAGGGUUACGUAGAAGAUGUUAGAGUUCGUCAUCUUUCAAAGUUCCGCUUGGACGACCUCAAUUAUGAUAUGCCAACAAAAAAAUUGGUUCUCAACCUCACUUUUCCCAACUUAGAUAUUGAUGGGUUUUAUGAUAUCACAAUAAAUGUGGGGCAAUCUUUUACGAUUUUUGGAAAAGGUCCUUUUUGGAUUAAACUUUAUCAAUUAUCGAUAGAAACUUUAUCGGAUAUAAGAGUGGACCCAAUGUCUUAUCCACCAUUUUAUGUUGCUUCGAUGUAUCUUCAUCCGAAAUUAAAAAAAAUAAAGAAUCAUUUUUAUGGUUUAAUGGAUAAACAAGAUCUCGAAGAUACUUUUAAUAAAGCAAUCACGAGAAUGGCGCCAACAGCUUUGGAUACUUUAUGGCCGGAAAUAGAACCGAAAGUUUCUAAUAUUUUGACGUCCGUUAUCAAUCGAAAAUUACAAGAUUUUCGCGUCAGUAGAGUUUUUGGGCGACUAUUUGAUAUGUUUAAGUUGAACUUUAAUCAAGGACGAAUUGAAGUUUCAAAUAUACAUUAAAAAAUGGUACAAAGUUAGAAUGUAAAAAAAGAAACAUGGUUGUGGUUACCAUAAAAAAGCUUUAUUUUUUGUUUAAGUUGAUAAAUGUAUUACGUAGUUGUACAUAUUGUUGUAAAAAAUAUAGAACGAUUAUAACUCA